Molecule: messenger RNA, 1407 nt
Organism: Impatiens glandulifera
Lineage: Eukaryota; Viridiplantae; Streptophyta; Magnoliopsida; Ericales; Balsaminaceae
Product: probable polygalacturonase
Exons: 4
Coding region: 1-1407 (468 amino acids)
Biological process (GO): carbohydrate metabolic process
Molecular function (GO): polygalacturonase activity
Source: RefSeq, a predicted model, not a curated record
AUGGCCAACUUAUUUCCCUUUAUGUUGUUGAUAUUGCUCGCGUACUCGAGCGUGAGCGAAUGCAUAAACUCGACCAAUUCAGGCUCGAUUACAUACAAAGGCCUUCGUUGUCGGAAGUAUAGUGCGGUUUUGACUGAUUUUGGCGGUAAAGGCGAUGGAGUAACUUUAAACACACAAGCUUUUCAAAAGGCCAUUGACAAGCUAAGCAUUUUAGCUAAACAUGGUGGAGCUCAAUUGAUUGUCCCACCCGGAAAGUGGCUCACCGGAAGCUUUAAUCUUACGAGCUUCUUUACUCUAUAUAUUCACAAGGAUGCGGUUAUUCUUGGAUCUCCGAAUGAGUCGGAUUGGCCUUUAAUUGCUCCGUUGCCAUCCUAUGGGGUGGGAAGAGAUACUCCCGGUCCGAGGUUCGCAAGUCUUAUAUUCGGUACAAACCUAACCGACGUUAUCAUUACAGGUGGGAAUGGAACAAUUGAUGGCCAAGGAAAAACAUGGUGGACAAAUUUCAGGGGGGGCAAACUAAAAAACACAAGGCCAUACCUAAUAGAGAUUAUGCACUCGAAAAAUGUCCAAAUUUCUAACCUUGUUCUCGUUGAUUCUCCUUCAUGGAACGUUCAUCCUAUUUACUGCACCAACGUAAUCAUCGAACAAUUAACAAUUCGUGCACCUAUUGAUUCUCCAAACACUGACGGGAUUAACCCAGAUUCAUGCACAAAUGUCCGAAUAGUCGACAACUACAUUGUCUCUGGCGACGAUUGCGUAUCGGUGAAAAGCGGUUGGGAUCAAUAUGGUAUCAAAUACAACAAGUCUUCGGAACACAUUAUCAUCCGCCGUCUCACUUGCAUUUCCCCCGACAGCGCUGCUGUGGCCCUCGGAAGUGAAAUGUCGGGAGGAAUUCAAGACGUUAGGAUUGAAGAUACCGUGGCUAUUAAUACACAAUCAGCUAUAAGAAUUAAAACAGGCUUAGGAAGAGGUGGAUUUGUUAAAAACAUAUUUGUUAAAGGAAUGAAUCUCACUACUAUGAAAUAUGUGUUUUGGAUAACUGGAAAUUACGGGUCUCAUCCCGAUAAUGGAUUUAAUCCAAAUGCUAUGCCGGUGAUAAAGGGAAUCCAUUAUGGGGAUGUCGUCGCGGUUAAUGUAACUCAAACUGCAAAUCUUGCCGGAAUACCUAAGGGCACGUUUAAGGACAUUUGUUUGUCGAAUGUGCAUGUUGAGUUGGCUAAGAAACCGAAGAAGAUCCAAUGGAAUUGCACAAAUGUUGAAGGGGUGAGUAACAAUGUGACACCUCAACCAUGUGGAAUGUUAGCCGCCAAGGGACCAACUAAGUGUGAUUUUCCGACCAAGUCAUUGUGGAUUGAUGGUAUGAUGUUAAAGACUUGUUCUAUUGUUCUUGGACCGCAUAAUGUCUAA